Messenger RNA from Cryptomeria japonica (Japanese cedar), 1206 nucleotides. RefSeq lists its product as uncharacterized. NCBI's taxonomy places the organism in Eukaryota, Viridiplantae, Streptophyta, Pinopsida, Cupressales, Cupressaceae. The transcript has 2 exons. The record is from RefSeq and is a predicted model, not a curated record. The coding region runs from base 1 to 1206 and encodes 401 amino acids.
AUGGGCUCUUCAAAUGAAGUUUUGCCUAUUUUUGAUGGAAGUGGUUUUGUAGAUUGGAAGAUUGCAGUCAAAAAUGCUCUAAGAGAGAAGGCUUUAUGGCAGAUAGUGAAUAAAGAAAUUGGAGAACCUCAACAAAAUGACAAAGAAAAGGAGUUGUGGAAAUGCAAGUUGGAGCAAGCUAGAGGUAUUAUUGGUAAAGCUUUGAGCCCCAAUCUGAAUAGAAGAUUUGUUGAUGUCGAUAAUCUAAUAGAGCUGUGGGAGAAUUUAGAAAAGGAUUAUAAAGAUGCAGACAUUGCUAGCAUGUUUAGUAUAGAAGAAAAAAUGAUGAAUUUAGAUCCAUCUGAUUUUGGAAAAAUGUCUGAUUACUUCAAUGAAAUUACCUUUUUAAAUGCUCAGCUAAAAAAAAUAGGUGUUGAAUAUGCCAAAAAAGAUUUUCAAUUGAUUGUAAUGGUUGAAAGUAAGCUUCCCCAACCAUAUAAGGUAUUUAAGGAAUCAAGGAAAAGGGUUCUUCAACUAAAUCCCAAUACCCCCCAACAAACUUUUGAUCAAUUUUGCAAGUCUGUUUUAGAUGAAGAAGUUCAACUUAUUAAAGAAGGACAUAUUAAAAAGAAUCAUGCAUAUACAGCCAAAAAAAAACAAGCUGGAAGAAAACCCAUUAUUUGUAGGUAUUGUGGAGGUGAGAAUCACAUGGAGAAAUUUUGUUUGAAGAAGAGGGACAAUGAAAGACAACAAUAUAAGCCCAAGCAAGAAAUUUUUAAGGAUGGGAAGAAGGAUAAACAUAGCUUCGUAGCCAUCUCUUUAAAAAGGCAAGAGAAAUCAAAUGAGGAGGUAAUUGCUACACCCAAGAGUAAAUCUAGUGUUAAGGGGGGAUACUUUGCUUCAGAUUCUAAUAAAGAAUGGAUUUUAGAUUCAGGGGCAUCAUCUCACAUGACUGGGGAUAGAUCUUUGUUUAUUGAUUUUUAUGAAGGGGAGAAUUUAGAUCAAGAGAUUUCUAUUGGCAAUAAAAUGAAACUUCCAAUUUUAGGAACAGGGACUAUUAAUGUAACAAAUGGAUCUUUAAAGAAUUUUUUACUAGUUGAAGGAUUGGGGGUGAAUCUUAUUUUAGUAUAUAAAAUAGUUCAAGCUGGAUAUGAGUUUGUUGUCACUGUUGAUCAAGUUAUUGUUAGAGAUAGAAAAAAACCCAAGCAAUAUAAUUGCUAUUGGUAA